CCUCCGACCCCGCGCGGCCAUGGCGGCUGUCAGGGCCCUGGUGGCUCCCCGGCUGGCGGCGGCGGCGGCCUCUACGUUCGCGCCGCUCCCCGGUCUGCGGCCCCGUGGACCGGCGUCCUACCCGCGCGCGGCCUUCCACGGCUCCGCGCCGCGGCCCGGGCCCAGGGUCGCGCUGGUGCUGUCCGGGUGCGGAGUCUACGACGGGACGGAGCUGCACGAGGCCUCAGCGGUGCUGGUGCAUCUGAGCCGUGGCGGGGCUGAGGUCCAGAUCUUCGCUCCUAACAUCCCUCAGAUGCACGUGAUUGACCACACCAAGGGGCAGCCUUCUGAGAGUGAAACCAGGAAUGUUCUGACUGAGUCGGCAAGGAUCGCCCGUGGCAAGAUCACUGACCUGGCCCAGCUAAGUGCAGCCAAUCACGACGCUGCCAUCUUCCCUGGGGGCUUUGGAGCUGCCAAAAACCUGAGCACGUUUGCUGUGGACGGGAAAGACUGCAAGGUCAACAAGGAUGUGGAGCGCGUGCUGAAGGACUUCCACAAGGCUGGGAAGCCCAUCGGCCUGUGCUGCAUCGCUCCCGUCCUUGCGGCCAGAGUGCUCCGUGGCGUCGAGGUCACCGUGGGCCACGAGCAAGAGGAAGGCGGCAGGUGGCCGUACGCCGGGACCGCAGAAGCCGUCAAAGCCAUGGGCGCCAAGCACUGUGUGAAGGGGGUGACCGAAGCUCAUGUGGACCGGAAGAACAAGGUGGUCAGCACCCCGGCCUUCAUGUGCGAGACGGCGCUCCACCACAUCCACGAUGGCAUCGGGGCCAUGGUGACGGAGGUGCUGGAGCUCGCCAGGAAGUGACAGCGCCAGGCUCCGCUCCGCCUCGCCCGCCAGGCGGGCGCUUUCCUGCCCAGCUUGGAAUAUGGCAGGGAUUCCCUGUUCUGCUCGUAAGACACGCUUGGGGUCGGGUAAAUUCGUGGGAGAGUCUCGUGCGCAACUCAGCUCACUUCCUUCCCAGAGAGGAGGGACGCAGAGCCCACGCCGCGGAGAGGUGGCUGGGGGUCCCCUGCCUGUGGGGUGAAGUAGCGGCUGACUCCUUGUCCAUUCUGAGAGGUAAACUCAGAGUCCGCCUUCGCAGGAAGCCAGCCAGGUAGAAGUGCUACCCUGUAACCUCGGACUUGGCUUGUUUCAGAGUACUUAGUGUUUGGGAGGGGAAAAUAAUUUUAAGUUUAUAAAUCUAAUCAGAAAACUUGAAGCGUGGUUACUGACAAUUAAAGAUUCUCUAAUCUGGACUAAAUGUGUACUAAUGACAAUGUCCCAGGGAUUUCUGCAGCUACAUUUCUGCCGCUACAUGCUGGGUCUGCUGAAAUGGGCAAGUGAGGGAUGUAAGUGAGGUUUCUUGAGUUAGUCUCGGUUCUCUUCAGUUUCAGGAAGAAGGGGGAGCUGCCGAUCCUCCGCCUGGGUGGUGGACCUGCUGGGUGGUAGCUGCCGGGUUGGUCCCAGCCCCGAGCAGCAGCUGACCCGAGGCGGACACGGAGGGAGCAAUGAAUCCUGCGUGUCCCCCUUGUGAGUGUGGUUUUAGAGG
Molecule: messenger RNA, 1565 nt
Organism: Molossus molossus (Pallas's mastiff bat)
Lineage: Eukaryota; Metazoa; Chordata; Mammalia; Chiroptera; Molossidae
Gene: GATD3
Product: glutamine amidotransferase like class 1 domain containing 3A
Exons: 7
Coding region: 20-841 (273 amino acids)
Cellular component (GO): mitochondrion
Source: RefSeq, a predicted model, not a curated record